GUGCUCCGUGCCCCGUUCCCGGUGCUCCCGGCCCGUUCCCGGUGUUUUCCCGGUGCUCCGUGCCCCGUUCCCGGUGCUCCCGGCCCGUUCCUAUUCCCGGUCCAUCCCGAGGAUGCUGCGCCGCCGCGGAGCCUUCGCGGUGCAGCCGCUCCGUGCUGAGCCCGAUGGUCCCUGGGAGUCGGCCGAGAGCUGCAUCGUGCGCAGCUCCGCCAGCGUCUACCGCCGGCUGCAGGAGAGCCCGCGGCAGCCCCGGCGGGGAAUGAGCACUCGCGGAACCCCCAGCAGCCCCCCGGCCGCAGGGAGACCCCCCAAGUCCGAGUCCGCGGAUUCCGGCGUGGAGACGGCCAGCAACGAGCACUCACCCCGCAGCCCGCUGGGCUCCGAGAGCCGCUUCUCCCUGGAUGGUUUCUCGUCGGAGCAGCCCCCCAAAGAGGAGCAGCCCCCCGGAGAUGAGGAGCAGCCCCCCAAGAGCCGCCCGGGCAGCCGGAGGCUGCUGCAGGCAGCGCAGCGGAGCCGGAGGCAGCGCUGCCCGCGACAGCUCGGCCGGCGCAGCGCCAGCGCCGCCGACCUGGCCGAGCCCCCCCGGGACCCCGAGGGGUCUCCUCGGGACCCCCGGGCCGUGCCCGAGCUGCCGGGGCAGGGGCUGCGCUACCUGGAGCACGUGUGCCAGAUGCUGGAGCGCCUGGCGAGGCUGCAGCAGGACAACCGCGCCCUGCGGCAGCAGGCGGCCGGAGCCCGCACCGCCUCACUGGUGAGGGCCCGGGCAGGGGGAUGGCGGGGAGGGGGCGUGGGGGUCCCGGCUCACACCCAGCUCACAGCCUGCCCGUGCUCUGCUCGCCCCCAGCCCGGCCGGCAGCAGCCCAGGAGGGAUUUGGGCACCUGGAGGGGUGAAGGGUUCCGGCAGCGCUCCUGCUCCGACAGCCAGGCACCAGCAGCCGAGCCCGGGCCGUGCCGGCGGCUCUGGGGACACUCGGUCAGCUCCCCCAGCCUGCUGGAGCCCGCCGAGGGCGGCGCCAACGGCCUGGCACCGGAGCAGGACGGCCGCUCGCACUGGGGCCGGGUGAAGGUGCUGCUCACCCGCCUGACCCGCCGCUCGCUGCGCGGCAGCCGCUGCAGGUAGGACGGGGGUGGGUCCCGCUCAGCUCGCACCGCCACACCUGGAUGGAGGAACUACGUCACACCUCACCCCAUGACGUCACGCCAGCACGGGGCCGGUCCCCUACCCGGCGCACCCCUUCACGUUUUUUGCUUUUUCCCCUCAAUAAAGUCUUUUCACCCACAAACAGGCGGCUCUGAGCGAGGUGCUUGCUGGCGCGCCGUGACGUCA
Melospiza melodia melodia is the source of this 1327-nucleotide messenger RNA. It is a transcript of the gene C23H8orf58, whose product is annotated as chromosome 23 C8orf58 homolog. The coding region runs from base 113 to 1120 and encodes 335 amino acids. The transcript has 4 exons. NCBI's taxonomy places the organism in Eukaryota, Metazoa, Chordata, Aves, Passeriformes, Passerellidae. The record is from RefSeq and is a predicted model, not a curated record.